AUAGUCAUUCUUGUUAUUAUUUCAUGUUGUGUCAAAGGUAUGAGGUGUGAAGAACAGAAUAUACGAAAGAAGAAUGAAAGUGUGCCAGCAAUCUUUGUGUUUGGGGACUCCAUAGUGGACACAGGUAACAACAACUACAUCAAAACCAUUGCGAAAUGCAAUUUCCCACCAUAUGGUAGAGACUUUGCUGCUGGAGGAUAUAAACCUAAUGGGAGGUUCAGCAAUGGUUUAGUCCCUUCAGAUUUCAUUGCUGAAAUAUUUGGAGUAAAAGAUAUUUUGCCACCAUAUCUGGAUCCAAAUCUGCAACUUCAAGAACUUCUUACUGGUGUAAGUUUUGCCUCGGGAGGCGCUGGAUACGAUCCUCUUACCUCAAAAGCAGCAGGUGCAAUGUCACUAUCAGAUCAAUUAGACAAAUUGGGGGAGUACCAAAAGAAGAUAAGGGAAGCAGUUGGAGAAAACAGAGCAGAAACAAUAGUAUCAAAGAGCAUAUACAUAGUGUGCCUGGGAAGUGAUGAUAUUGCUAACACUUACCUUCCAUUUAGACAAUCACAAUAUGAUAUUCCAUCUUACACUGACUUAAUGGCCUCACUAGCCUUCACAUUCUUAAAGGAGCUUUAUGGGGUAGGUGCUAGGAGGAUUGGAGUGGUUAGCAUGCCAAUUAUAGGGUGUGUGCCGUCACAGAGGACAGUAGAGGGAGGCAUAAAUAGAGCAUGUUCAGAUUUUGAAAAUCAAGCAGCAAUUCUAUUCAACAUGAAACUCCUCUCUCAAACAAAGCUCCUCAAUAAACAGUUUCCAUAUGCUAGGAUCGUCUACCUCGAUAUUUACAACACAUUAGAUCAUGUGAUUCAAAACCCAGCUCAAUAUGAUUUUGAAGUAGUAGACAAAGGAUGCUGUGGAACAGGAAUUAUAGAAGCGAGCAUGUCCUGCAACUCCCUCAGCAUAAACACAUGUACGGAUGAUUCAAACUAUAUAUUCUGGGAUAGUUACCAUCCUACGGAGAAAGCCUAUAAAUUGAUCACUUCUAUGGUUCUCCGUGACAAAAUCAACGACUUCUUUUGACACUGGU
Messenger RNA from Arachis stenosperma, 1066 nucleotides. Its product is annotated as GDSL esterase/lipase EXL3-like. Gene Ontology annotation, cellular component: extracellular region. The record is from RefSeq and is a predicted model, not a curated record. Gene Ontology annotation, biological process: lipid metabolic process. Bases 40 to 1059 code for a protein of 339 amino acids. Gene Ontology annotation, molecular function: lipase activity. The transcript is spliced from 5 exons. NCBI's taxonomy places the organism in Eukaryota, Viridiplantae, Streptophyta, Magnoliopsida, Fabales, Fabaceae.